Manihot esculenta (cassava) is the source of this 756-nucleotide messenger RNA. RefSeq lists its product as uncharacterized. The transcript has 5 exons. The coding region runs from base 1 to 756 and encodes 251 amino acids. Lineage: Eukaryota; Viridiplantae; Streptophyta; Magnoliopsida; Malpighiales; Euphorbiaceae. The record is from RefSeq and is a predicted model, not a curated record.
AUGGCUAAGGUACUGAGCUCUUCUCCCAUGAUCUUAUAUAGCACCAAAUCAGUCUCCAAUUUCCCACAAGCGAGAAAUGCCCAUAGUACUUCCUUUGUUCAUAAAAAAAGAACCUGCUGUGUUUUGAAUUCUGGGUCACAAUUCUUGCACGUUCCUUUGGUUGAAAGGAGAUUAGUUUCUUCAAGGCAAAGAGGCUUAAAUGCUAAAAGGUUGGAGUCAGGAGAGGAAGAUAACCAAGCUCUGGAAGCAGUCCUCAAGCUUUACACUGCAAUCAAAAACAAAAAUAUCCAUGAAUUAUCCAAUAUCAUUGGUGACGAAUGCCGCUGUGUUUGCAAUUUCUUCUCCUUUUUUCAAUCUUUCAAUGGAAAACAGCAAGUGUUGGACUUUUUCAAGUAUGUGAUAAGAAUCUUGGGAAAUAAUAUUGAGUUUGUGGUGCAACCAACAAUACAUGAUGGGAUGAAUGUUGGUGUUUCAUGGAGACUACAAUGGACCAAGACCCACAUGCCUCUCGGAAAAGGAUUUAGUUUCUAUAUUUGCCAAAUAUACCAGGGGAAGGUGUUUAUAAGGAAUGUAGAGAUGUUCAUAGAACCUCUCUUUCACAUUGAGCCCUUUAGACUGAAAAUAAUGGAAUAUGCGAUGAGCAUAGCAGAGAAGAUGAGCUACUGUAACCUGUCCAAAGAUAAGAUGAAGGCAGCCAUCCUCAUUCUAUUUUUGAUGGUCAUCAUUUUGCUCUUUCUUAAGCCAGGGUUGUAUUAG